ACCGUUGAAAUGAGCGGCUGAGCAUAACCAAGAUAUUAAACUAGUGAUUUUGCACCAUUUAAGUAGAAUUCAAAGCCUGCCAGAAAUUUUGUGCUUUCCCCUGCAGAACCACAAACGUUUGGUACGAUGUGUUGUAUCUUUAAGAUCUGACUGAAAGUGAUUCCUACUUCUUUUACCCACAUCGCUUUCCUUUCCAACUGUCUUCUGACGUUGUUUAUUAAUUAGAAAGCUCAAUUUCAAGGCUUGAUUACCAUCCAUUGCAUUAAGAGGAUUGGAUUCAUCUCAACAGUCUUUCAGCCUGGAUGGAGCCCUCUCACAGAAUGCAGUUUCCAAGAGUCGUGACCAAGGUGGAAAUCCAAGCACAGGGAUCAGUCACCCAAUCUCAAAAUGAUUCAGAUAUUCCAUUCUUCUUUCCCACCAGAAACUAUCUUCACGCAGUAUUCAAUCGUCAUGCUUCCUCUUGUUUCCCAAUUCAGAAUGGCUCUGGUUUGGUUGAUUCAUCUGAACUGGAACCCAGAGCCAACAGCCAACAAGAGUGUGUGAAAGUUUCUGGACAGAUUCGCCUUGAGCUUGAUGAUCUCAGUGCAGUAGUGGGGAAAUGUAAUGUGAACCCACUUUCCAAUUCUAAUUCUCCUGCUGCUCAACAUCAGUCUCUAAUCAUCUGGGAUUCUCACAGUUGUGAUAACAGAUCUCUACAUCAUGGCCAAAUUGGUGCUGUUUCAUCCACCAGUAGACUGAGGAAAGUUAAUGUUGAAAAGCCACUGAAAUCACUGAAGCGAAAGCGACCUGUCAAUGCCAGUCUAGGACCCAGUUCAUUGUUAAGGAAGAACCAUGUUCUUUCAGAAAGGCUGCGGCGCAGAGAAAUGAAUGAACUGUUUACAGAAAUGCGUUCUUUGCUGCCAAAUCCCAAGGCCAAGACUGAUAAGGCUUCAAUCUUAUCAGAAACAAUGAAUUACAUUCACUUCCUUCAGCGCCAUCUAGCCCUUCAUUCUACCAGUGGCAACACCCUUCCCAUAAAACUUGAACCAAUGAGCUCAGUGCAAGAAGCCAAUGAAAAUUCCUGUGAUGAAAAGUUGUCAUUGAAAUACAAUGGCAGAGAGAUUCUGAUUACAGUAAUCUCUUCGAAGAAGAGGAGCCUUUUGGCUUCAAUCAUACUGCUCGUGGAGUCACUCAACAUACAAGUAAUGGAUGCAUUUCUGUCUAUUACAGAGACUGUGGCCUUUCAUUAUCUCCACCUCAAGGCUGCUGAUACUGUAGAUCAUGUUGUAAAAGAAACCUUACAUAGUGGAUUAAGCAAGCUCAUCCAAGCAGAAUACCAGAUAAGUUUCCUGCAACAGUCAGAGAAGGCAAAGGCAAAAAUAUGUGAUGCAUCAGCAUGAGUUUGUUUCUCCCUGCAAUACUCUUGGAAAACCAUUUUAUGGGUGUAAUUUGCAUAUGAUUUAUCAUUAAAUGUUGUUCGAACAAAGUGAGAAAUAUGAUAGGUAUUUCAAAAUAUAUUUACAGAUGUUCAGGUCUUCUAAAAUUUUCUUUGUAAUCUACGGUAUGCCAUUGCCUUCCUGGCUGGAUAUGAACAUCAGGCAACAGGCAAGUUUUUAGUUAAAUAGUAAUAAUGUAUGCUGUUAUUCAA
Messenger RNA from Cryptomeria japonica (Japanese cedar), 1627 nucleotides. RefSeq lists its product as uncharacterized. The coding region runs from base 303 to 1379 and encodes 358 amino acids. Gene Ontology annotation, biological process: endosperm development; regulation of DNA-templated transcription. Gene Ontology annotation, molecular function: DNA-binding transcription factor activity; protein dimerization activity. NCBI's taxonomy places the organism in Eukaryota, Viridiplantae, Streptophyta, Pinopsida, Cupressales, Cupressaceae. The transcript has 3 exons. The record is from RefSeq and is a predicted model, not a curated record.